Messenger RNA from Mucor mucedo, 697 nucleotides. Its product is annotated as COP9 signalosome. Gene Ontology annotation, biological process: protein deneddylation; COP9 signalosome assembly. The coding region runs from base 64 to 648 and encodes 194 amino acids. The record is from RefSeq and is a predicted model, not a curated record. Gene Ontology annotation, cellular component: COP9 signalosome. NCBI's taxonomy places the organism in Eukaryota, Fungi, Mucoromycota, Mucoromycetes, Mucorales, Mucoraceae. The transcript has 5 exons.
UUUGGAACUCAAUUUCUUUGUUACUUUUUUCUUUCUUUAACCUCUAUCCCUUUUUUAUUCAUAAUGACAGAUGUGAUUACCCUCAUAAACGCUAAAGACUAUAAGGCACUUGCUCAAUACUGUGAGUUUGAGGAGAUUCAAAGCGCGUCCGGUUCCAAUAUUAUGCUCGGGCAGUUAUAUCCCGUGUAUUUAGCCAGUUGCAUUUUGUUAAACGAUCUUCAAUCUGCUCGACAUGUACGUAAGAGAAUCUUGGCUUCUAACAACAAAACACCUGAAAUAGAUGCCAUUUGGUCUGUUGCGACAGCUUUGAUACAAAAAUCUUAUCCACAAGUGUAUCAGAACCUCGAUAGCUUCCAAUGGUCUGAGUAUAUGGUACCUUUAGUGCAACAGAUAAAAGCGGACAUCAGAGAACAAAUGUUGAUUAUGAUACCGAACGUCUAUACUUCGAUUGAGUUGAAGCAAGUGCGUGAUUACUUUGGUACAAGUGAGGAAGAGUGUUUACAAGAAUUAUCUACGAGAGGAUGGAGGUUUAACGAAACCACUCGAGUUUUGUUCCCAGUGAAACCAGCCCCUAAACCUCGUAUCUCGACUAAUUCUAACCAGUUUGAAAAGCUGUCAGACAUUGUUUUGAGCCUUGAAAAGUUUUAAAAAUAAAAAUUAUAACUCGAUUUUUUCAUCGGUAACUUGUUUAUCAAAA